AGUUCCCACUGGAGGGUAUGAUCCUGCACCUAAUUUUCUAUCCUUUUCCCUUUCCUUUGUGUCUCGUCUGCUGUCCUUUUCAUCGCACCACGUCCCUUCAGGGGCUUUGUAGUCCUUGCAGUUCACCCUUAUUUAGUCCUGCGUAUGCGUUCCGUGUGGGUGUGUGAGUGAUUCCCUUCAAAGUGUGAGAAAAGGAUAAAUUCUUCAACAAUACACUAUAGUUUGGCCUUGUCUCCCAAUGAGUGUGCGUGGUAAAAAUGUGUGUUGUGCGUUUUGGUUUUCGCGGGAACAUAGGAUUUUUCUGAUUUGAUGUUAGUGUAAAAUGGAUAUAAGUGGACAAUGGAGUUAUUAGCAGUUGAUGAAUCGGCGUCGCGUUUCUAUUUCGGAUAAUUUAGCGUGAUGUUAAAUGAACGUAGCGGCUAUGAGUCAGAGUCGAGCGAAUAUUCAGAGGACUCGACGGUAUACGAAGAUGUACCGAUUACAACCAAAAGCUCUGGGACGAGGAAGAAUAUCAAUAGGGGAAGGUGGUCGAAGGAUGAGGACAAAAGACUCAAGAAUUACGUAAGGAUAUACAAUGAGAACUGGGAGAUGAUAUCGGCGCAGUUCUCCGAUCGGUCCGACGUCCAGUGUCAGCAGCGGUGGACGAAGGUCGUCAACCCUGAUCUAGUCAAAGGCCCUUGGACCAAGGAGGAGGACGAGAAAGUCGUAGAGUUAGUUACUAAGUACGGUCCAAAGAAAUGGACACUAAUAGCAAGGCACCUCAAAGGCAGGAUAGGAAAACAGUGCAGAGAACGGUGGCACAAUCAUUUAAAUCCGUCGAUAAAGAAAACUGCGUGGACGGAGCAGGAAGACAGGAUUAUAUACCAAGCGCACAAACAAUUAGGGAACCAGUGGGCCAGGAUUGCCAAACUACUGCCGGGCAGGACAGACAAUGCAAUAAAAAAUCACUGGAACUCCACAAUGAGGCGGAAAUACGAGCCAGACCUACUGGAUAGCUUCGAAACUCUCCGACGCAAGCAGAUGCGAACCAAGCGACCUGAGCAAGUAAGCGACGAGCGUAGAGAGAGGGUCGUAGUCGCUUUCAAUGAUUCAAGUCAGAACUGGACAGACACGUUCAACGAGUCAACUCAGAGCAACUCCUCAAGCACGAGUCAGCCGUCGAAACAAGUGUUACACUUUAGGCAAGUGUUGAAGGAUCAGCUCAACAGCUUGCAACAGCAGCCUAGAAGGGACAAGUCGCCUGACCGAGGAGGCUUGGUCGCCGCCGAUACUGUGGAGAUCGUUGAAACACCUUUUAAAUUCGUGAACAUAGAACAUCUCUCCGAUGACUCUGCUAUCAAGAAUUAUUUAAAUCAAGCAUCUACGGCCGAUAGUAAUAGCACAGUAACAUACUCGAUCCAAUCGGAAGGGAGCAAGGAGAUCGUAAUUCCCACAGUGUACCUGUCUCCAAAGAAGAGUACGGAAGCCAUUAGUCCACCGCCCAUACUGAGGCGAGGCAAGGUCAAGAGGCAGGCCGCCAUCACACACAACCCACAUGUAUGGGAGAAAGCAAUAUCAAAAGUGUUGGACGGCGCGACUCCAAUCAAGGCUCUGCCCUUCAGUCCGUCUCAGUUCCUCAACUCGCCCGCAGGACUCUCCUUCCCGACCUUCGAUACGCCUCUGAGACAUACGCAAAGUAGCAGAGAUCUAGGCGCUAGUCCACUACUUCACACUCCCACGCCCGUGAAUAUAACCCCUGAUGGAAGUCACUUCAAGACCAACACGCCAAAAACACCAACUCCUUUCAAAAUGGCGAUGGCGGAAAUAGGCAAGAAAUCCGGCCUCAAAUACGAACCGUCGAGUCCGGGUCUCCUCGUUGAAGAUAUAACGGAGAUGAUCAAACGCGAAGAGAACUCCGAUAGUACAGUACAAUUGAACGACUCUAUGCUAUCAUCCACUGCGGAACAGGAAAUUAAUGUGCAGGUGAACGAUUCGGGCAUAGGCAGCGGUCGACGCAACACGGAUAAGGAAAACAUGCCGUCGCACAAGAAAGCGCGCAAAGCGCUCGCGCAGAGCUGGGGCAACGCUACUGCUACUAGCACGCCACAUUCACACUCGCAAUCGCAAGUGCCUGACGUGUCAUUUAUCGUGGAAACGCCUAGCAAAACCCUUGCUGGAGAUAGUUCUGUACUCUUCUCCCCACCAUCCAUCGUGAAGAACUCGCUUCUAGAAGAAUCUACCAGCCUCCAUAGCUUCGAAAACACUCCGGAACCAAUGAGCAUGGAGGAAAUGGACAUAGAAAACGUUAUCUCAGAAAAAACUAAGGUACAACACAGGUCCUAUAUCCAUACUAAUCCUCUACCUAACACCCUCGAUCCCAAUUUAAUACUCUAUGAUGACAUUUACGACAACCAGACGGACUUACGACCGAAUCCUAGUGUAUUUAGAAAUAUUACUAAUAUCGAAUCCCCCAGAAGUUUCGCGAGAUUAAACGCGGAGAGGUUACGAACUAUUACAAGUUCUAAUGAGUUAGCUUGCGAUAACGGUAAUAGUUUAAGUCAUAUUAGCAAUAACGUUACUAGCGGCAAUAACGUUACAAAUAGCGGAGCAUUAAUAGCUCCUAAAGAAGUACUCGCUAAUGCGUUGGCUGAUCACAUUUAUAAAGUGACGAAUCAAAAGCCGUCGACGUCGCGUAUAGAUGAAAUAUUGACCAAUAAAGUGCUGAAAAGCAAUGAGGUUGAAAAGGAAAAUCAAUGGUGGCAGAUAGAGAAAGAAACGGACGAAUUAUACAAUGACUAUUAUAUGUUCACUAAUAAUAUGUGAAGUUUGGUAUUAUAAAAUGGGAUAUGGUAAUAAAACAUCGCUUACAGUAACAUAACGUUAUUAGUAACGUUUGUUUUGUAACGUUAUUCUAAAUAGUUACUCGAUGACUGAUACGCGAACACUGAACACGAUACCAAAAGUUACAAGAUGUUUCGCAUUACAUUGAUAAAAUAAUAAUAAUUAGGUAAUAGAAAUGUACAGGAGUAAAAACGGUUGUGAAGUAAUAUAAAUACCGAUUUGUAGUAUGUAGAUAGAUAGGUAGGUUAUAAAGACGCAAACACAUUACUGUGUUGUGGUGUGUCGUGAGUCAUGACAUGAUAGAAGGCGAUCGGAAUCUAUAUCGCAUCAGACCGAGCUCACUUUGUCACGUGAGAGAGAGAUAGAUAAGGGUUAACGCGAUAAAAAGAGAGGCGUUUAUUAAACUUUAGGCAGCAGUAGUCUUUUCGAAAUAAGCCUUAUGUACCUAUAAGCUACUAUUAAAUAUUCUGUUAUUGAAGUAUGAAGAUACCAUAGCGCUCUGGCGCGCUUUCACUGGCCAUGUAUCUAAAUGCAACUAGAUGUAGGAUUGUCAUAGAAGUGUGAGAUGUCGCUACUCCAAGCCCAUUAAAACCACCAGUGUGUGUUUUUGUAAAACCAGACGUAUUUGCUUAGCGUUAGACUUUAAUUUGGUUUGAUUUUGACGCUAUUGUAUAAAUAAUCUGCAUCACGCUGUCUCGGUAUCAAAGAUAGAAGAUACAUUUUUCUACCUAUUAAUUUUUUUUAAUUUGUGGUUGUGACACAUCACAACAGUGUAAUAUGUUUGGACCAUAAUAGCGGCUGCCGGCGGCUCUGCGUAUCUAACCUAAAAUCUUGAAAAGACAUAUAACAGAUUUUCAAAACCUGAUAAUAUGUUAUAAAAUACUAACGAAUUAUGACUAUUAAAACACAAUGAACUAACUAAUGCAUUGCAUGAUGCAACACAAUGAACUAAUGAAGAUAAUUAUUUCUUGCAUUAUCGCAAAAAUAUAAAAAACUUUUUGCCUAAAAAUAUUUGUAUUAUAUUAAUCAUUCAAUUUCUAAGUGAAUGUUUUAUUCGUUUUUCGAAAGGGUUAAUAAUUAUGAUCAAAGUUAUAAAUAUAUAAUUUUUUCUUUGUAAAAAAAGUUUUAACUUUUAGCUCAAUAAGUAUAGUUAUAAGCGCACCAAAAGAUGAGAUUAGGGCGUAGGCUACCAAAGAUGAAAUCUUCAUCAAAUGAAUAUAUCCUUGGAUUUUAAUAUAUUCAUCAUUAGUAUUAGAUUUUUUAAUUAGGUUCUACGUUUAUAAAUGUUUACCUCAAGUUUACCAUGCACCAAAUUAUUUUAGUGUUAUUAGUUUUUAGUUUCUUUAAGAAUCGUGAGUUUAAAGUUUAGGUUUGGUUUGUUUUGAAUUGUAUGAAACGAAUUGUUUCUAAAACAGAUCUGACUACGGUUACGAAAAUUUAUUUUAGCGGACUAACUUGGCGUAAUUUGAAAAUCAAGUAUCAAAAAAUCAACUAACAUGAUAAAAUUAUUAUAAAUAAUUAUUUAUUCAUAAAAACUAAAAAAAGUUAUGAUAUUGUGGCUAGUUCUGUUUUACACGAUUUGUAAACUAAAUUAAAUUGACAGGACUCAGUGUGAGAUCUAUAGAGCGCACUUGGACUUUCUUUGACUAAGACAAAGUUAAAACGAGACAGAUGUAUAUCUCUCACAUAAAUCUGUCUCGUUUUAACUCACUCUUAAGUCUGAGCAAAGUCAAAAUGCGCUCAAUAAAUCUCAGCCUAAAUCUAGUGCCAUCCUUUUCCGCAAGGAGUAUUUUGAAAGAGAUAACAGUAUAUUUCGACCUGUCUCUUUAGUUCAGAGAUUGUAUGAAAUAGAAUUAUCCGCGUUGAUUUAAAAAAAACUCGUUUAAUAAAAACAACUCGCAAUAAAUUUUACCGUAGUUCGGUUAGGGAGAAAGAUUUUGAAGUGAAUUGAAAGUAUUAAAAUUGGCUGUACGGAUAAAAAAAUCUAGAUCUAGGCUGUCGUAGUUACGGUUUUAAGUUUCAAAUACUAACUAUCCCUGUUAGGUGACCUAUCCUACCCUUGUAUUUAUUAUUGAAAGUCUAUUAAAUAGUAUUUUGCUUUGUAAUUUUGCCUGUAAAUUUUUUGUCAUUUUUUUUCUUUUAACUUAUUCGACUACCAUCGUCGUGUGUAAUGUAAUUACGAAACUAUUUAUUUUCUAUCACUUUUUCUUUGUUAAAGUAUUCACAAUUUUAAUAUAAAUCGGCAGCUACUUAAAGAGUAUUUUUUUGAAAUGAUAAAAUGGCAUAUUCCCAUAACCUGAUCCACCAUCUUGUAACCUUUACCGUACCCUUUCCAGUACAGAUAUAAAAUAGGCAGCGAUUUUUAUCCCUUCAUUUAACCAAAAGAGGAAUAAAUGGAACUAUAGUCAAGUUUACAAUCUGAAAGAGUGUCUUGGUGCUUUUUGCCAACCUCUAAUAAAUCAGUCUGCAAUUUUUUUUUUAAAUUGCUAGUAAUACUUUUAUUGUAAGCACGAAUUGAAUUUUCACAAAGCGAGAACAUUUCGCUUUUCUUUAUUAAACUUGACUAUUUCGUCUAGUUACACUUUUUUCUUGUGGUUAAUGAAAGGGAUAGCUAUAAAUCGCACAAUCUAUUUUAUAUUCCCAUCUUUCCCUGUACAAUAUUGACAGACCAGUGUUGAAUCUACAUUUUUUGAUAUUUAUUUUAAAAACUUAUUUAUUUUCUUGUUGAACAUUUUUGUUUUUCUUUUUGUUAAUAAUUUAUGUUUUUUUAAAAUGUUUUAAUUUAUUCUGUAGUGAUAGGGUUUUUUUUUGUAUUAUCACAAACUAUUCUUUGUAAGAUUAAAGUACGAAUGUGUUUAUUUCUGUUUUUUAGUUUAGUCACUGUCAAUAUUGUUAGUCCAGUCCAAAGUCCAAAUGAGACCCAAUGUCAUUUUUUAUUUCAAUAAAUGUACUUAAUAUCUAA
This is a messenger RNA of Maniola jurtina (meadow brown), 5782 nucleotides long. RefSeq names its product myb protein (gene Myb). Gene Ontology annotation, biological process: regulation of DNA-templated transcription. Gene Ontology annotation, cellular component: nucleus. The transcript has 14 exons. The record is from RefSeq and is a predicted model, not a curated record. Bases 400 to 2802 code for a protein of 800 amino acids. Gene Ontology annotation, molecular function: DNA-binding transcription factor activity, RNA polymerase II-specific; RNA polymerase II cis-regulatory region sequence-specific DNA binding. NCBI's taxonomy places the organism in Eukaryota, Metazoa, Arthropoda, Insecta, Lepidoptera, Nymphalidae.